AUGGUUGGUUCUCUUGAAAAGAUGUUCACAAAAUCGACAUGGCAACAACUUACCCUUCGGCAGAACAACCGACAAGAUAAUUUCACGAAGGAAAGUGCUGUGUUUCGUGAUCCCUUGUGGUGUCCUGGUUUAGGCUUCGAUGAUGCUUUCCUUCGCGAGAUGGGAGCAACCCCGCGUCAUCCCAACCUUUCUGUUACACCUCUAGUACUCAGCAAAAAGUUCAGUGAACUCAAGACCUAUAUCAACGAUGUUCUUCGCAGACGCAAGUCAGUUGACAAUCACGAUGACAUGUAUGAGCUUUGCGUAGUUGAACAUGUUCCUUCCAUUCCUGAAGUAUACUCCUAUCUCAGAAUGGUAGAAUACUGUGAUCUUGAAGGAACCAACGACAUCAUAUUGGAUACAUUGCGAGAAGAAGCAUUGGUUGACUAUGGACCUUCGAACGACAUGGAUUUGACAAGAACGCCAUUGAACAACAUGCAAUCGAAGAAAUCGAAACCUCACAAUUCACUGUCAUCAUCGCAGAAUUCCCAAAUGCAUGUGGAUAACCUUGACAAGGAUGUACAAACCAUUCUAGAUGACUUCAAGCAGAUUGUGACGAAAUUGAAGAGUGGCGCUGACAAGCUGAAUGCUAUUCAAAUCGAUUGA
Guillardia theta CCMP2712 is the source of this 645-nucleotide messenger RNA. RefSeq lists its product as hypothetical. The transcript has a single exon. Bases 1 to 645 code for a protein of 214 amino acids. The record is from RefSeq and is a predicted model, not a curated record. Lineage: Eukaryota; Cryptophyceae; Pyrenomonadales; Geminigeraceae.